AUGGGCGCGAGUUUCUGGCUUCUGCUGCUUGCCUGCCUAGCAGCUUGUGCAAGCUUGGCAAUCGCACAGGACCCGAUGUGCGCGGACAGGACCAUGAAAGGGACCUGCGGGCUAUCCUCGCAUGUUUUUGUUCACUGGGGGGAGGAUGGUACUUCGGCGAGCUCCUCUGAGGGCGGCAGCACUCCUGCAUGUUGUGGCAGCGACGACUCGGAGUGUCUAUCAGGCGGCGACAAGGAAGGAGUAAUACCGCACGUUCCCGUCACCCUCCCGGCACCGCCGUGGACCCGGCCCCUGCCACGUGCCGACUAUCUGCACCAUCUGUCACAGCAGCAGCACUCAGGCGCUCUGCUCGACCCGAAUCAAAUAGCGACAGCAGUAGCAGUAGCAGCCCAACCCAGCCACAAGACCCUUCUGUACCCCUUCUCAUGCACCGGCGUGCGGCUGCCGCUGCCGCAGCCGUGCCAGCCGCUGUCUCUCCAUGGGGGUAUCCGGAUGUACGGCAAGCACGCUGCCACUUACGCUGAGACAGACGAAGCGGCGGCAGCAGCACCUGACGUACCAGCAGGAGGGGUCUCCCUUUCCAGCCGUCCCCGCCACACUGCCCCGCUGCCGCACCUGGGCGUCGCGGCGGGGCCGGGGGCAGUGAAGGCGGGGGAACUGCUCACUGCAGAGGAGUAUCGGCAGCGCCACGGCGUUGUAGUGGAGGACCCGGAGCACCCCGGCAGUGUUGCAAACAUCCCUGAGCCUUUCCAAGCGUUUCGUGACGCGCCCUUUCCCCCCGCAGUCAUGGAUGUGCUUCAUUCGGCCCGUUACGGCGAACCCAGCCCCAUCCAGGCCCAGGCCUGGCCCAUCGCCCUGGCGGGUCGCGACCUGGUGGCCAUUGCCUCAACAGGCUCGGGCAAGACGUUGGGGUUCCUGCUGCCCGCGCUCCUGCACAUCCAGGCAAGCGAGGCAGCAACGGGAGACGGGUGGGAGGCACGCGGUUGCGACCCCGCGCUGGGCCCGACUGCUGUCGUACUGGCACCCACUCGCGAACUGGCUCGGCAGAUCGAGGCGGAGGCCCGUCGCUUUUCACAUGUGGUGGUCAGCAGCGGCCCUCAGCAGCAGCAGCAGCGGCCGCCGCCGUCAUCGGGUCGCUUCGGCCGGCAGCAUCGAUGGGGCCACCGGGGCGAGGUGGAGGGGGGUCUGCGCAGCGCGUGUGUGUAUGGCGGUGCGGCACGUGGGGGGCAGCUGGAGGAGCUCAGGCGGCUCCCUCACCUGCUGAUUGCCACGCCGGGUCGGCUCCUGGACUUCAUUGAGGCGGGCGACAUCCGAAUGAAGCAGGUGUCGUACCUCGUAUUGGACGAAGCCGACCGGAUGUUGGACAUGGGCUUUGAAGAGCAGAUCGCGGAAGUGUCCCGGUACAUGUCGGCAGAUCGGCAGACGCUGUUUUUCUCGGCUACCUGGCCCAGUGACGUGAGACAGGCGGCGGCGGCCUUUACUAAACGACGAGCGGUGCGGCUCUUUAUCGGCGAUGUUCAGUCCAAGCCGGUCGCUGCAGCCACCAUCACGCAGCGUGUACAGGUGGUAGAUGGGGCUGACAAGCUGGAUGCGCUGGAGGCGUACUUGCGAGAGCAGUUUGCGAAGGGCGAUGAGCAGUCCGACGGGGAGGAAUCGGAGGCCGGUGGAGGUGGCCAGGGCCGGGGCGGCGAGGGCCGGCGGGUGCGGCGUGCCAUUGUGUUUUGCGAAACGAAGGCCGGCUGCGACCACUUGACGCACAACAUCAACAACACCAUGCCCUUCCAAGCCGCCAGCUUGCACGGCGAUAAGUCCCAGGCUGCCCGCGACUACGCACUGGCCAAGUUCAAGGCGGGUCGGGUACCUGUGCUUGUGGCCACCGACGUAGCGGCAAGAGGACUGGACAUCCCGCAUGUGACAUGCGUUGUCAACUACGACAUGCCGCAGGACAUUGAGAUGUACGUCCACAGAAUCGGCCGUACGGGGCGUGCAGGCGCGAAAGGAAACUCGCUGGCGCUAGUGAACCGUUCCCGCGACGGAGGCGUUGCGAGGUCGUUGUUGGAGGUAUUGGAGGGGGCGGGCCAGGAGGUGCCUGCGGAGCUGCGGCGGAUGGCGGACAGGUCGAGGGCGCAGGGCGGCUACACGGGACAGCGGCGGGGCGGCAGUUGGUCGCGGCAAGGAGGCAGGGGUGGGGGUUGGGGCGGGGCCGGGGGUGGUUUCGGUGGGCGGGGGCGCCGGGAGGGCGGGUCGAAAUUUCGAGAAGGCGGAAGGGAAUACCGAGACAGGGAGAAGGAAUCGCGGGACGGGGACUGGGACGAGGAAGAGUCCCACGGGUCUCGGCGGCAUCAUGCAGAUGGCUGGAGGUCGGCUGGUGCUCGUCCGAGCCGCUCCUCGGGCGAGUUCUCACGAUGGUGAAAGGAUUAGGGGAGACAUCGCUACCGGGCAAAGAAGUUACACAGUCAUCGGACGCAUGGUAGGGAUCCUACACCUCUCACCGGGGCCUAGCCGCGCUUGUGUCGUUCCAUGGCAAAGGGUUCAACGGCUAGAGUUAUUUUCGUGUGCAUGGUAGUGUACUGGUACUUCCUUGGCAUAUAGCGUUAGGGGUGCGCGAUGCAGGUGUAACUGCAUGGCCGGAGUUGAAGGGUGUUCGGUUAUUACAGGGGGUUAUUUUUGUGCAAACCAUGGAAUUGCCCAUUGUUUUCCUGAUGAUGCGUUCUCAAAGCAGCACGAUGUUGGCCUGCCUGUUAGGUUGUGAACCGUGUCCGUACUGUCGAGGAUGUACCCUACUAGGCCCUCGAUGCUGAAACAUAAUGUAUUCUUUAUUUAGGGGGCUAGGAGUCUGCAGUGGAAACUUUACAUCACAAGGGCUCUCAAAUUGUCCCUCACCUCUCUACGUUACUCAGGCUCGCAAUAGUUUUGCUCAGUUAAAACAAAGUAUUUAAAUAAUCGAAAUGGCUACGUGUAAGCGUGUGUCCACCGAA
This is a messenger RNA of Volvox carteri f. nagariensis, 2978 nucleotides long. RefSeq lists its product as uncharacterized. The record is from RefSeq and is a predicted model, not a curated record. NCBI's taxonomy places the organism in Eukaryota, Viridiplantae, Chlorophyta, Chlorophyceae, Chlamydomonadales, Volvocaceae. Bases 1 to 2412 code for a protein of 803 amino acids. Gene Ontology annotation, molecular function: RNA binding; ATP binding; RNA helicase activity. The transcript has 9 exons. Gene Ontology annotation, cellular component: cytoplasm; ribonucleoprotein complex; nucleus.